Molecule: messenger RNA, 2280 nt
Organism: Arachis duranensis
Lineage: Eukaryota; Viridiplantae; Streptophyta; Magnoliopsida; Fabales; Fabaceae
Exons: 7
Coding region: 1-2229 (742 amino acids)
Source: RefSeq, a predicted model, not a curated record
AUGGCAUCAUCGCAAGUUCAAUUUGCUGCUCCUUUUCAAUUUGGUUGUGUUUCUCCUGGUGCUGCAUGCCAUGAGCACAUCAAGAACUUUGAACAGGACAAUCUUGAUGAUUCUUGGGUCUCAAGAGUUUCUAGGAACAACCUUGGAACUCUUGGUUUCUUAAAAAAGAAUCAUGUUUCAGUCAAUGAAAAAGAAGAUUCUUCGCUGUCUGCGCUGAUGAGCCCAAGGCACUCAGCAACAGUUAAGGACCAUCAUCAUAAUAAUCAUCAUCAUGAUAAACGUAAGGAGAAUCCUCUAAGGUGUUCAAGUUUUGUUUUGAGGUCCUCCAAAUCUUGUGCUCCUGCUGAUGACUCUUCAUCUGUAGCUGAUAUCUCGCACCUCGCGGCUUCUUCUCUUGUUCGGAUAUGGGAGAAAAGGCUCCACCAUUACAACAAUGAGGCUCAGGCUCAGGUUCAGGCCCAGGCUCAGGCUCAGGCUCAGGCUCCAGUAUCUCCGGUCCCAGGUAGCCCGCGCAUUAGGGGACGCCGCGCAUUCAGUGAUUUGUUGUUGCAGUUUGAGAAUGAUCGCUACAGAGAGCUUAAGGACCUUGCAUUGAGGGCUCCAGUUUCCAAGUUCACACAAAGAGGUCGCAUUCAGUCAGUGCUGAAACUAAGAUUGUUACAACGCGGAGUAGCAGAAGCUUUUGAUCAAUCAGCAAUAUCUAAGAUGAACAAGAACAACCAACCACAAGGAUAUGCAAUUAAGGAGAUAAGGGAAAGAUUUGGCACAGGAAUUAAGCAUAAAUCUCCAGCCCCAACAAUAGUUUCAGAUCCAGGAAUGACUCAGAGAAAUGUAUCAAAUAACAUGACAGAACCUAAACAGAACGCAAUCAUGCAGACUAGUUCCAAUAACAAGGAAUUAGAUCAUUCAAGUUCAUAUCUCACAUUCCAAGGACAGAGAUUGGAUUCUCAAAAUGAUGAUGAUGAAGUUACAAAAGAAAUUACUAUCACGCCUUCACCAAUGGUUGAUUCAAAUGCAAAUAAAUCUGAUCAUAACGUAGAGACAAGUGAACAGAAAUAUCCCACUACUGCUAAUACUACUGAAGCUUGUCACAAUCAUACAUCAGAAAAGGAGAAUGGAAUUAACCAGCAGCAGUGUACCGAAAACUGUUACGAUGAAAUCGCAGAGGAAGAGGAAGAGAUCGAUGACCAAACCUAUGAUGAAGAUAGUAGUUAUGAUUGGAUCAGUCCUAUUUCUCGACCUAGAAGCUACUGGGAAGAACGUCGUCAAGAAUGGUAUAGGGAGAUGCUUGGCUAUGGUUCGGACAAUGACGAAAUCCGCAAUCUCCUUCAAAGAAAAACAGUUUCCACAUUCCUUUCAACCGCCGAGUUCCGCGAAAAGAUAGAUAGAUUAAUGAUGUCUCGAACUGGAUCGAUAUCACGAACACUUCAGGGUGACGACGGUGACGACGAUGACUAUGAAGAGAGAAGGCACCGUCGAUUAAUGGAGUUUUUCAAACAGCGCCUAAAUUCGAGUGGCAGUCCUCAAGAAAGUGGCAGAGACGAGGAAGCGAGAGGUAAUGAAGAAGAGAAGAGGAUAAAUAAUCAUCAAGAAGGAAAGGGAACAGGUAUCAUUAACCAUGAUUUGGAUCAUGAAUCGAGUGAUUGUUCAAGUAACUCUUCGCCAACGCUUCAUACACCUUCCCCUGUGAGUUCAUGGAGUUACAAAGACGGUGAAUUAACCGGCGAUGAGUAUGAUAGGGUUACAUAUAUAUCAUCACAACCUCAACCACCGCCUCCUCAGUCGGAGUGUUCUUGUCAGCAUAGGCGCCAAUUCUCUUCAUCCUCCUCAACUCCAUCUUCAAUUGUGAGUCUUCAAUCUUGCAUAGAAAUGGAUUUCUUGUAUGAUAUGAGAGGGCAAAUGGGUCAACUCUUUCGCGAAAUAUCUGAGCUGAGGAACUCCAUUAACAGUUGCAUCAGUAUGCAGAUGCAGAUGCAGAUGCAAAUGCAACAAUUCAAGAACCAGGAUGUUUACUCCGCUAAGAAAGAAGAAGAGCAGAAACUCAACAAUAAUACCUCAAAGAAAGGCAAAUGUCGCAUUUGCAAUGACAGUAAAGUUGAGGCAGUUUUUUACAGAUGUGGACACAUGUGUGCUUGUCUCAAGUGUGCAAAUGAGUUGCAAUGGAAAGGAGAAAAUUGUCCUAUUUGUAUGAGUCCAGUCUUUGAUGUUGUGCGAGUAUAUGAUGAGUGAUGUGACAAAUUCAGGAAUUAGAAGUCUACAUUAAUAUAUACGAUGGGUAGA